Messenger RNA from Cuscuta campestris, 758 nucleotides. The record is from the annotation of a GenBank genome assembly. NCBI's taxonomy places the organism in Eukaryota, Viridiplantae, Streptophyta, Magnoliopsida, Solanales, Convolvulaceae.
GUAAAUAUUAAAAAAUAAAAGUAAAACCAUUGCGGUUUACUUAUGAGUUACUAAUAAAUAUCAGAGAUUUGAACGUGGUAGGAAGCCCACUUCCCAAGAUUCCUGAGGAAGUUCACCCAGAAAGUCUUCCUCAUUUGGCUGUGAAAUCUAUGACGGAUUAUGAAAAAGUCUCCUAUAAACUCUAAACUUGAACAAUAUCACCAACACUAUGAGUUUGAUCCUCACUCAGAUUUUGAACAGUUCUUGGCAGAAGCAAGAAAUCAUGCAAGGAGGGUGACAUUGGGUGUCACUUCACAUCUUGAAGAAUCAUGUGAGAAGAAAAAAAUGGGGAAAAAAUCAUCAUGGAAAAGAUCACUUUUUUCAUGGCUAAAGAGAGAAAAGAAGACCAAGAAUGGCCAAAAAGGAAUGAAAUUCUCCAAGCAAAGGAACGAAUGUGUUUCCGGACCGGUGAAUUUUCACGGGAGCGAAAUGGCAACUGCAGCGAGGCUUCAGAAGACUAUGUCAGGACCCAUCACAAAUCUUUUCUCCGGCAAGGACAAAGACGCGAAGGAGAUUGUCCCAUAUAUGUGCCUUGAAAAGAUGAACACUCCCAAGGCUGUUCAGUCCUAUGGACCUGUUUACUUGGUUACUUAGGAAAACAGCUCAAAAUGUGAUUCUCUUACUUUGCAAGAACAAAAUAUUUAUCCUUCUUCCUCUGUCCCUCAUAGAUCUUCCCAAUAGCCCUUUUUCUUUGUCCACAAUAGAUCUUCUCAUUUCAU